CCUUUUUUUCUUUGUUUUUUUUUCUUUCUUUAGAAUCACAUCUCGGAAAACAUUUACUUACAACUUUUCAGAAUAAGUUUUGUUUAGGCGAAUGAACUAAAUUCAUACGAAAUAAAAAAGAAAUCGAGAAAACAAAUGAACGCGACAAUCGAUUAGAUAUCGAUUAGGUAUACAGAUACAUUUCAUAUAUACUUUAUAUAUACAUACAUACCUACAUAUAUAUAUAUAUAUAUACACACACAUACUUUCUAAAAUCGUGCUCGUGUCUUGUGUGACAGAAUAAUGAUAAACCGAACAUCUUCCUUUCGUUUACCUUUCUUUAUAACCCAUUAACGCGAAUAUUAUCCGAACACGUUCGCCUUAAAUCGUAAAUUAUAAUCUCGUAAUUGCAAGAAAAGGAAAAAAAAAAGUAAGAAAAAAAAUAGAAGAAAAGGAGAGAGAGAGAGAGAGAGAGAGAGAAGAAAAAAACAACAAAGAAAAACCACUAUACAAUUUGAAAAAAGAGGAAAAAAAAAACAAAGAAAAAACAAAAAAUUUCGAAAGUGAUUACGAUGACCAAAAAAUGCGAGAACUCGUCUAUAUGAAUAUUAAAGGAUAAUAAAUUAAUAUUUCAAAGUAAUGUACGAGACAACAAACGGACAGAAGUAAAUGAUAAGUUAUUUGUCAUGAGUAUCCUUGAAAGUAUCAAUAAACAUAAUAUUACGAUAGUGAACGAGCCCAAGAAUAUUCGUCCCAAUACUUUUUCAAGAAUUUUACGUGAAAUUGAUUACGAGGAAUUAGGCGAAUCGACUUUUAAUAACAAUUAUUCUGAAACUGUUUUUCAUGGUCCUUCGAAAAAUCAUACCAUAGAAAAUGAAAAAGUUAUCUUAUGUGCCGAAAGUGACACCGAAUCGAGGAAGACUAAUCCUGAAAAUUCGAAAACGAAAAAGAAAAAGAAACGAAGAUACUUAACUAUUUGCACAAGUAAUUGCAAAUACGAAGUAGUUAGACGAGUAGCAGCACGAUUUGGUAUGAAGGAAGUGACAGAAGACAGUAGUUGGAAUCUUUAUUGGACCGAUCUCAGUAUCAGUAUUGAACGUGCUAAGGAUAUGAAAAGAUAUCAAAAGGUCAAUCAUUUUCCUGGUAUGACGGAAAUAUGUCGUAAGGAUUUACUUGCCAGAAAUCUUAAUCGCAUGUUGAAACUCUUUCCGAAGGAUUAUAAUUUUUUUCCUAAAACUUGGUGCUUUCCUGCUGACCAUGGCGAUGCCAUUGCCUAUUCGAAAAUACGUCGGGCAAAGACAUAUAUAAUCAAACCGGAUACUGGUUGUCAAGGACGUGGAAUUUAUUUGACCAAAAAUUUGAAGGACAUUAAACCAAGCGAACGCAUGAUCUGCCAAGUCUACAUUUCCAAGCCAUAUUUGAUAGACGGAUAUAAAUUCGAUUUACGUAUCUAUACAUUGAUAACAUCAUGCGAUCCUCUUCGAAUAUAUGUUUACAAUGAUGGUCUAGCAAGAUUUGCUACGAGUAGAUACAAGGAACCAACAGGUCAUAAUACAUCAAACGUUUUUAUGCACUUAACUAAUUAUGCUGUUAACAAACACAGCCGUAUGUACAUUGUUGACGAAGAGAUAGGUAGCAAAAGAAAGAUAUCGACUUUGUUGAAAUGGUUAAGAGUUAAUAAUAUCAACGUUGACGAAUUAUGGAAUAAAAUCGAUGAGAUUAUUAUUAAAACUAUAUUAGCAGCUCAACCUGUUUUAAAACAUAGUUAUCGUACGUGUUUUUCAACACACGAUAGAACAAACGCCUGCUUCGAACUCUUAGGAUUCGACAUUUUACUCGAUUGGAAAUUAAGACCAUAUCUAUUGGAAGUCAAUCAUUCGCCGAGUUUUCAUACGGACGCACAAAUCGACAAGGACGUUAAGGAGUCACUUUUGAACGAUACCUUCGAAAUGUUGAAUCUUCAACAUUGCGACAAAAAGAAGAUCAUAGAGGAGGAUAGAAGACGCGUUAGGGAUAGAUUACUUCAAGGUGUGAUCUUGAAAGAUUUUAGUUCGAACAACGAUAAUACGAUGAUCGGUUUAUUGAAGUCAGAAAAAAACGAACAGGAUUAUAUAGAGAGACAAUUUAAAUGGGAGGAUGAUCAUGUCGGUAAUUUUCGUCGAAUAUAUCCGUCCAUUGGCGACGAUAAAUAUCAACAAUUUUUUAAACAAAAUGGCACGACAGUGUUCCAAGAGACCGCGGCUUCACGUGCACGCGAGGAAGCGUCUAAAGUUCAUAAAGAGGAGAACGAAAUUAAAAUAAAAGAACAGGAGAAUAAAAGGACCAAUGGCAAAUCGUACGAACAAAAACCAAUCCCAGAAAGUCCGAAUGUCCGACAAAAAAAUAAUAACAAUAAACGUUUGGAACAUAAAUCUUUCACAUAUUUCAAAAAUAUCAUACCGCAAAGGCCAUUGCCAAAAAAUUCGAACAAAGUAUUGUCCUCAUUUGAACCAGAGAUAAUAUCAGAAUCCGAGGAAAGAGAAAGGAUAACUGCAUUGGCCCAACGUGAUUUUCUUUUACGAAGUUAUGGCAUAUUAGAACAGAUUUAUAUGGCCAUGAAACAGAACGGUACGCUUAGGGACAAGGACGUUAAAAAAUAUGGCGUAUAUGGGAGAUUGGCAUUGAAAAAUGAAAAAAAUCUAUUCCCUCAAAAAGUUCAUCGUUCGGCUUGUUAAGAGGCAAUGUUAGAUCAUCAUAAUCAUCAUAAUUGUCAUGAACGUCGAUUGAAUCAUUGUUCGUAACGAUUUCGUCCAAACAAAUAAUGGAAAAAAAAGAAAAAAAUGAAUAAAUAAAAUAAAUAAAUAAAAGGAAUGAAAAUGAGAGAAAAAAGAAAAAAAAGAAGAAGACGAAAAUAAUAAUUAAUUGAUUGAUUCAUUGA
Messenger RNA from Vespa velutina, 2896 nucleotides. RefSeq names its product tubulin polyglutamylase TTLL13 (gene TTLL6B). Lineage: Eukaryota; Metazoa; Arthropoda; Insecta; Hymenoptera; Vespidae. Gene Ontology annotation, molecular function: tubulin-glutamic acid ligase activity; tubulin binding. The record is from RefSeq and is a predicted model, not a curated record. Gene Ontology annotation, cellular component: cilium. Gene Ontology annotation, biological process: protein polyglutamylation; microtubule cytoskeleton organization. The transcript is spliced from 11 exons. The coding region runs from base 666 to 2693 and encodes 675 amino acids.